AUGUUAAUCGACGCUGCGUUGGGGGGGGUUAAGAUCUGGGCUAUCGAUCUAGAUGCUGGGACACUGAUAGAUGCUCUGGGAGCUGCCAUGAACAGCUGCCCUGAGGACGGCGGCUUUGACUGGACAUUUGGAUUUGGUCUGCCAGACAGGUGGAGAAUAUUCUUCCAUCCAAAUGAAAAGGGUCACGAGACAAUCAGCUCAUUUACACUCGAGACGAUAGUAUAUAUGCGCUCGAAGCAGUUGGGGCUGCUGAAGGACUUUUGUUCUGCUAAAUCUGUCUUCAGGUGUUGGCAAAAAGAAGGCCGCAAAGCAUAUGCAAGCGUAGACCGGCUGAAUGAGAACUAUAAAACGUUCUGCAAAGGUAUCAAGGCGCCUGGGAACACAAUCAACUGGAGCAAGUCCCAGAAAUUUCAUCCGGGGACACCGGGCGAGCACACAUUUGAGUUGAAGCUAUCAAACGAUACUAGAGAAUUUGUGAAAGAAGAUUGGUUGUCCUCAUUUGAUCGGAUAAUAAACGGGUGCGACAGCAACGAUAUUAAUAAUCCAAUGAACUGGAAAUUUGGUGGGAGGUGGGCGAAGGGGAGUUAUGUGCAUGAAAUUAACAUCAAACGAGAGAAUAGACCGUGGCCACUGACCAAGAAACCGCAUGGGCGAUGCGGGGGGUGGUUCAAGGUCCUUUAUUCGGAUUAUACGCUUCGGGGUGUCGGCUGGUCUACUCAUGAUUCAGGAGAGCAGACCAUUCUCCCAACUUCAAAGGCUUGCCUAGGGUUAGGAAUAACCAGGUUCAGGUUCAAAUACUAUGAUGAGCCGGACGAGGAUGGCAUGGAAUGGGGCUUGACUUUCCGUACUCCUAUAUUUGUUCGGGCAAGGUGCUUCGGCAACAAUAGGGUUGCAUUUGCAUCAGGCGGCUUCACCGGUGGGUGUGGUGUAGAGCUGUCAUCUCGGCUCUUCGUUGAGGGCUCUCUCUCUCUCUUCCCCGGUAGAUCAUAUCUAGUGGGUAUAACCGUGGAGACCUGUAUAUCAUCAUUCAGAAGUAGCCAGGUAAACGUCUCAAAUAUACGUCACAUCACUCCUAAUCCAACAAGGAAAAGCAACGACAGCGAAAAGAAAGAAAGAUCGAAAUCCAUGAACUUCAAUGACUUCAUCCUCCUGACGGGCAGCUUGUUUGACACGCCAUCAGCGCUGCCUCAGUGCUAUAUAGUCGAGUGUGCCUCCGGACGGCCUGCGUCCCGUACCCGGACACCCGUUUUUAAAACGCCAGUUUUGCCCGUUCCGCGACACACGGCAUCGCCAGAGCUGCGUCCCCUCAUGUCCAGCAUAUCAGCCGAGCAUCCAGUUCCUAGACUAUCGGGCGCGUUUCUCCCCGUUCCAUAA
This is a messenger RNA of Microsporum canis CBS 113480, 1374 nucleotides long. RefSeq lists its product as hypothetical. The record is from RefSeq and is a predicted model, not a curated record. The transcript has 4 exons. NCBI's taxonomy places the organism in Eukaryota, Fungi, Ascomycota, Eurotiomycetes, Onygenales, Arthrodermataceae. Bases 1 to 1374 code for a protein of 457 amino acids.